GCAUUUAGUAAUUAAUAUUUGGAUGAGAUGAGUUGAAAAUGAAUGGAGAAAAAAAGACGAAGCGGUGAAGAAGCUGAGCGAAUUGCAAUAUGAAAUUGAAAGCGGUUCCAUGGUGGCAUAAUUGGUUAGUGGUAAAAGCAGGAUCAAGUCACAGCAGCCUCAUGGUACGCAAGAAGCAGACUCAGGAUUCUGAAUCCACUCCUCCAAGAAUCACAUCCAACGUCAAACAAAACCUCCGCUUCCUAAAGCUAUGGAAGAGCUUCCAGAAUAGAAAUUCUAGCACUCCUAGGCCUUCUACCAGUUACCGCAAGAAGAAGGUCGAGAAGGAAGAUGAUGUUGUUGACACAGACCUCUAUCGUGAUCCCACCACCUCCCUCUACUACACAAACCAGCAGGGUAUAUUAGACAAUGCCGUCCCUGUACUUCUUGUGGAUGGCUAUAAUGUGUGUGGCUAUUGGAUGAAGCUCAAGAAACAUUUCGUCAAAGGAAGACUUGAUAUUGCUCGCCAAAAGCUGAUUGAUGAGCUUCUAACCUUUAGCAUGCUUAGAGAGGUCAAAAUCGUUGUUGUCUUUGAUGCAAUGAUGUCUGGACUCCCCACUCACAAGGAAGAUUUCGCUGGUCUUGAUAUCAUUUUCUCAGGUGAAACAUGUGCUGACACAUGGAUUGAAAAAGAGGUUGCAGCUUUAAAGGAGGAUGGUUGCCCCAAAGUCUGGGUAGUCACUUCUGAUCACUGCCAUCAGCAAGCAGCACAUGGAGCUGGAGCCUUUAUUUGGAGUUGCAAGGCAUUGGUUACUGAGAUCAAGGCAUCACAAAAGGAGGUUGAAAGGAUGCUUCAAGAGCAAAGAUCCACUUCUUUUCAAGGUAGAUUAUUGAAGCACAAUCUUGAUGCAGAAGUAGUGGAUGCUCUGAAGGACCUGAGGCAAAAACUAUCUGAAAAUGAGUUGAAGUAAAAUAUCAGAACAAGCUUUGGAAAGACCCUGCUCGAUAGCCAACAAGAUUGAUCAAAUGCGAAAGACCCUGCCCCAAAAAUUGACAAGUAUCCCUUUUUGAGGCCAUCACUGACCAUUUGUUAUUUGCCUAUUUUAUAGUUACAGUUACUUUCGUUUGUACAAGCGAAGAGAAGCUGAAGUAUAAAACAUUUUUUUUAAAAUUAUAUUUUUCUAUGUUUAUAAGUGUAAUAUGUAUUAGUUUAAAACUUUAAAUUGUAUUUUUUAAUUAGCAAUAAAUAAAGACGUGACUCGUGAUUGGAUUUU
This is a messenger RNA of Glycine soja, 1253 nucleotides long. RefSeq lists its product as uncharacterized. Lineage: Eukaryota; Viridiplantae; Streptophyta; Magnoliopsida; Fabales; Fabaceae. The record is from RefSeq and is a predicted model, not a curated record. The coding region runs from base 90 to 950 and encodes 286 amino acids. The transcript has 10 exons.